Solanum verrucosum is the source of this 667-nucleotide messenger RNA. Its product is annotated as CRAL-TRIO domain-containing protein YKL091C-like. The transcript has 6 exons. The record is from RefSeq and is a predicted model, not a curated record. NCBI's taxonomy places the organism in Eukaryota, Viridiplantae, Streptophyta, Magnoliopsida, Solanales, Solanaceae. Bases 1 to 600 code for a protein of 199 amino acids.
AUGGCGGCGUAUGCUGCUGUGACUUCUCUUUUGCAAAAAUGGAGGGCUGAGAUGGUUCCACUUGGGUACAUCACUGAUUCUGAAGUUGCAGAUGAAUCAGUAGCUGAAAAAGUUUAUUUUCAGGGAUUGUCCAAGAAUGGGUAUCCUGUUGUGAUAAUCAAACUUAGCAAACAUUUUCCUUCCAAGGAUCAAGUACAAUUCAAGAAAUAUGUGGUUCAUCUACUAGACAAAACAAUUGCAAGUUCGUUCAAUGGUAGAGAAAUAGGAAACGAGAAACUUAUUGGAAUUCUUGAUCUCCAGAAUAUUACCUAUAGCAAUGUUGAUGUUCGUGGAAUGAUCACUGGUUUUCAGUUUUUACAGGCAUACUACCCUGAGCGCUUAGCUACUUGUUACCUUUUACACAUGCCACAAUUCUUCGUCACCAUAUGGCGAUUUGUUUGUCGCUUCCUUGAUAAAGCAACUCAACAGAAGAUGAGGAUUGUCAUGAGUGAAGAACAGAAGCAAGAGUUUAUCCGAGAGGUCGGUGAAGACGUCGUACCAGAGGAGUAUGGAGGGCGCGCUAAACUUGUACUUUUGCAGGAUGUUGUUGUGAACUACUAACAGAAACACAAAGUAGAGGAAUAAUAGAAAUGUGAAAUAAGAUGAAAAAGAAUAGCUUCAUAAACAU